Messenger RNA from Folsomia candida, 2220 nucleotides. RefSeq names its product 27 kDa hemolymph glycoprotein. The record is from RefSeq and is a predicted model, not a curated record. The transcript is spliced from 7 exons. NCBI's taxonomy places the organism in Eukaryota, Metazoa, Arthropoda, Collembola, Entomobryomorpha, Isotomidae. The coding region runs from base 459 to 1349 and encodes 296 amino acids.
AGAAGAUUGGUCCUUCCUAUAUUAACGAUCACUAAAUAACAAGUGAAUAACAGAUGAUUCCUUGUUUUAAAUGGGCAAUAUUUUUUUUGUAACGAGAAAUCAUUAUCAGCUAACACAGGAAUUGUGUGGUAGUAGAUUACAUUAGAAAUUCAGAGGUCGAAAUAAAUAUGAGUUGCAAAAUGCAAUGCAAUUUGGCAAUAAUACGUUUAUCACUGGCCAAUUGAAUUGAAUUGACCUCAAGGUUUGUGAUUUUGUUGUACAUACGUGUGACGUGACUUGAGGAUGGAAUUUUGCUGAUCGAAUUCGAGGAGCAAGACAAGACCGGUGUUAUCAGCUCUCUCGGGGCGUUUAAAUAAAAGAGGCGAAAGUAGGAUUCGGGUAUUUGUCGGAUCUGUGAAAAACAGCAGCGUCGGCAUUUAGCCAUCAAGCAAGGUUUGCAGAAAUAAUAUUGAAACAAAAUGAAUCCUCCCACUGUGAAACAGACGGCUAUUCUGGUCGCCACGCUUUUGGGCUUAUGCACCCUUGUCUUUGCAGCAGUUGAUGUGGAUGCAGAAAUCAACAGAUUGCAGACUCAGUUUAAGAAUAUGAAACCUCCUCCAGAACUGAUCGGAAACCUGCUGCAACAAAUCCAAUCCCAUUGCAAGAACCAGCGGAAAAUCGAUCAGGCAUCUUUGAACAAUGCAAGCAAAUGCGUGGAACAAUACAUGAAUGAAACUCAACUCAUUGAUGAUGUGAAGAAAGCCGUUCCGGAUGGAAAAUUGGACGACGUUUUUCGUGGAAUGUGCUUGAAAUGGCCGAAGAUCAGGGGAUGUCUCAAGGAGUUCUUUGUCAUUAUUGAGGACUGCUGGCAAAAGGGGGACAAAGUUACCAAGAUUGUGGAUGAAUCUGUGAAAUUCUUCUGUGGAGAUGACAAUGAUGGUGGUCGAAUUGCUCUGUUUUUGGCAGAAGGUGGAUUUGAAUGUCUCGAGAAACAUGGCGACGGCGUCAAGAAAUGUAUGGCGGACAUUAAUGAAUUUGAAGACAUCCCAGAAGACCCAUCCCAAAUCAAGAUUCCCGACCCCAAUAAUUUGGCCGUUACAACGGAUGAGAUAUGCGAGAAAAUGGAAGAGUUGGCAACUUGUACAGGGAAGGAGCUGAAGAAAUGCAGAGAUACAACUCCAGAGAAUCUCGUGACCAGCAUGCUUCACUUUUCUUCUGGCCAGAUCGGCUGUAACAUCAAGCCAGUACAAACUUCAAACCAACGUGCGGGGUCUGUGUCUGCAUCAGGGUCGGGAUCUUUCUCUUCAGAAAUUAAUACUUUGGUCGGCUGGAUAGUGACAUCGGCGGUGGUGGCUGGCGUUGUGCUGUAGUGAGUAGGACCACCAGCACCACACAACAAUAUUGACCACCAUUCAGUUAAUCAAUUACUUUUCUUGAGCUUAACUUUUUACUGGUAUUGAUUGACCAAGCAUAAAAUAUUUAAGGUUUUUAAUUAUUCUUAUAUGCAUUUAGAGCUUUUGUUUCAUUUUCAUAUGGAUAUUAAUCCAUUCCAUUAUGAUUUUAGAGGUAAUUAUAGAUUUGAGUUACUUUUGAUUUUUUCGGUCCUGAUUUAUUAUUCAACUCAGUCCUAAUUCAGAGAUCGCUAAUACAGAUUAAUCAUAGUUAACAUCAGGUAUUAAUUUUAAUGAAAAAGUACACAAAUUUGCCAUAACAUGUACUGAAUUUUAGUUUUAUAAAUCACCAAACAAAUCGUGUCGUUUUCCGGUGCUUUGAAUUUUACAACAUUCCAAUUCCUUCCACAUUAACCAAAAAUUUUUAACAAUCUGACCUGUUAGGAAAUUCGCGUGUGUUUCAAAAAUGUAAUAUUUAAUUUUUAAAUGUGUAUGUACAUGGUACAAGCUUCGCAUCACAAAUCAAUCAACAUCAACUAAUAAUAAAAGCUCUGUGCCUUGUUGCAUAUUGCUUAAGGGCCAGAAAAUUAACAAGAAUGACUAAAAACAAUUCAAGAUUAAUUGGUUUAAUAAUCUCCAGGAAUAAAAAAAAUCUGCUACUUAACGUAACUUUAACCGGUAUCCUCAAUGUAUAAAUAAAUGGCCAGUCUUAGAAUUUUAUUAGUUAUCUAAAGUAACUAGUCAGUCAUCUCGUACAUAUGCAUUAAUUCGAGUGUAAAAAUAAAUGUAUGCGAAUCUUUAUUCUAUUUGUAUACGGUAUUAAUAAACUGAUCUGCUUUAAUUAAAGUAA